Aureobasidium pullulans EXF-150 is the source of this 597-nucleotide messenger RNA. RefSeq lists its product as uncharacterized. Bases 1 to 456 code for a protein of 151 amino acids. The transcript has a single exon. The record is from RefSeq and is a predicted model, not a curated record. Lineage: Eukaryota; Fungi; Ascomycota; Dothideomycetes; Dothideales; Saccotheciaceae.
AUGACGGCUUUGCAUCAAGUUCUCCAAACUCCUGAACUUCUGACUCUGGUUUUUGAAAGUGCCGCCAGCGACGAGAGGCAGUCGAAGGCACUACUGGCGGUGGCUGCUUGUGUCAAUAGCACAUGGUUCAAACUCGCAACGUCUGUCCUUUGGGGCCAGGUUCGUGAUGAAUCACUUGACGUCCGCGCUUUGGCUACCAUCACCAGGGCUAGGCGUCAACGAUAUGCCUCGAAAAUCAAACACCUUGAUUUUACCUGGAACAGAGACGCUACCAUACAUUCGCUGUUGAAAAGACUCAAAUUUCCUAUGUUGAAGCGCCUUGUAUUGGACAAUCAAGGAGGCAUGCACAAUCAAAGGCCAUGUCCUGUCGCCCAAUACCUCCAGCCAUCUGUCGAGAUUUUGGAAGUGCACAAUCUGGACAAGCAAUUUGACCAAGGCUUUGUUGAUCUCAUGUAAAAUUGCCCACAUCUGAGGAGCUUCUGGUUGACCUCGGUCGGAACGACGUUGUCUGCGAAAGAGUUGUCUGGGAUUUUUGCCGCAGUCCAAAACGUCAGAAGUCUCAUUCUGAAGUUCACCAACAGCAAUCUCACUGGUGAU